CUUCUUCAUGCAGCUUCACACUGGACCACACUGGAAUUAAGGAUAUAAUUUGAAAAUUGAUUUGAUUUCUGGAGUUACAAGACUAUUGAGACAAAUCUCAGCGUGGAAGAACACCAGUCAGUGUCACAGCUGCUCCUCAUAACCUCCCAAGCCGGUUCACGGAUUUUCGACAUUAACUGAAAUCAACUGGACUUUUCAGUGGGAUCCGGGAGAAGGAUAAGAAAAACAUUACGAAGACAGGCGUGGAAAUUAGCUUGACAUUAAGAUCCGCGCCCUGCUAAAUUCUGAAGUCUUCACAUUGGGUCGGAUUUCAGAUCAAAGAUGCUAUUAAAUAUAAAACAUAUUUUAUGGUUAUGCUGCAUGCUUCCUUUGUCUGCUGCAGCACUUCAAGAGAGCACAGUGAUCAUGAAGAUGGAGAAAAGCCCCCCAGUCAGUGGGUCUCUAUCUGGCAAAGUAGUGCUUCCCUGUCAUUUUUCAACAAUGCCCACUUCGUCACCCAGCCAAAAAACAGGCACUGACUACCUGAGAAUCAAAUGGACCAAAAUCGAGCGUGGGAGCGAGUUAACUGUACUUGUGGCACAAAACGGGGUAAUUAAAAUUGGUCAUGGAUACAAGAACAGGGUGUCGGUGCCCAGCCACCCUGAAGACGUUGGUGAUGCCUCGUUGACGGUUGUUAAGCUCCGGGCAAGUGAUGCUGGCCUCUACCGCUGUGAAGUGAUGUAUGGAAUUGAAGACACGCAGGACACUGUCACACUCGAUGUUAAUGGUGUUGUGUUUCAUUACCGGGCCUCCAGCAGCAGGUACACCCUCACCUUCGAGCAGGCCAAGCAGACCUGUAAGGAUGUUGGGGCCACCAUAGCCUCUGUGGAACAGCUGAAUGCGGCCUACGAAGAUGGCUUUGACCAGUGUGAUGCUGGCUGGAUGGAAGACCAGACUGUCAGGUACCCAAUUACUAAACCCAGGGCGGGUUGCUAUGGAGAUAAAAUGGGAAAGCCUGGUGUCAGAACAUAUGGAGUCCGCCACCCCACGGAGACAUAUGAUGUGUAUUGCUAUGUAGACAAAUUGGAAGGCGAAGUGUUCUUUACUCCGGCCCUUUCCAAGGUGACCCUCAAGGAAGCCGAGGAAGAGUGUGCGACAAAGGGCGCUGUCCUGGCCUCCACUGGACACCUUCACUCAGCCUGGAGAAAUGGUCUCGACAGGUGUGACUAUGGCUGGCUCUCUGACGGCAGCGUUCGAUACCCUAUCGCCGUAGCCCGGACCCAGUGUGGGGGGGGGCUUCUGGGCGUCCGGACAUUGUACCGCUACAGGAACCAAACCGGCUUUCCUAGCCCCACAGAAAAGUUUGGCGCCUACUGCUUCAAAGGUAGAGAGCCCAUAAAAGAAACCACUGCUGUUGAGCUAACCGUGGAAGGUGUUAUGCAACCAUCCGAAAGGAUAACCCUUUCUGAAGCAUCAUCAUCCACACCUGCAAAGUCCACUUCAGCUGUCCUAUUGUUGGAGACAACUACAAAAAAGGCUCCAGUUUUGGAAUCCACCAGCCCAGAGAAAGAAUUUGAUACAGAACCUGAGGUCCACUCAAAAACUGAUGCAGGUAUAAGUUAUGCUCCUGCAGGAACGGUGAAGCCUACAUCAUAUGACGGAAGAGUGGAAGGAGAUAGCACUAAAUUAGAUGAAGAUAUCUCCUCACCCAUCGCUUUGGCCUAUUCUGUUACUCCAGAAUCUAAAACAGAUGGAACUCAAUUGCCUGGAACUGAAAAAACCUUCACUCAUUUUCCUGAAGAUGCUGGAGCCAAAGAAACAGUCACUGGUGAAGAAACUGCCACAGAUUCACCAUCCAUGUUCUCAACAAGCAUGGCUAGUCCGUUCAAGGAGUUCACUACCAGGCAUGUCGAACAUGACGAGGUUAGUGAGAUAGUGAUAGUACCAACAGUCACAUCAGCUACAGGUGUGGACAAAACAGAUGACAUUUUGACAGAGAAAACAGAAACACCAUUCAUGACUACAGUGGACAAUGUAGUGGAUUAUGACCUGAAUACUGAAAUACCUUUGCAGGCCUUCCCACAAGGAGGUGAUACAUUUUAUUCAGUCAGUACUUCGGAGUUUGCUGGCCAUGUCGAUCUACAGACUACGCCUGUGCUGCCUGUUUUACAAAGUUUACUCACAAUUAAACCGUUCCCUCCACAAUCCGAUGUUGAAGAUGAUGCAAUGGAAUAUCCAGAAAAAAAUGAAACUGAUAUGUUUACAAGGCAGCAGGUCCAAUUGACUUCUGUAAAGGAAGAUAAAACUGAAAGUGUGUCUAUUUCUGAGCUCCUUUCCUCACCUACUUCCCUGUCUGAUCAGAAACCGAAGGGUGACGACCAAGCUAAAGACGGUAGUGGGAGUGAAAUACUCAAAGCUAGUUCAGUGCCUCGUGCGUUCGCAAGCACAACCUCCACAGAGACCCACACGCAACAAAAUGUUCAUGUGGCACCUGAAUCUGUUUCUCCUGAUGCUUCAUUGUCUGUCAAGCUGACUGAAAAAAUCCUUCAUGCAGUAGGUGCCACAGAAGGACCCGAGAAAGGCAGGAGUGAAGAGUAUGUGACUACGAUGUCUAUUUCACAUUUAAGUAGCUCUUUCCAGCCUUCCGAUGAAUUGCUGAGUGGCUCUGGCGAUGUUCCUGUACCCACUGAAACCACUAGACUUAUCAGCAGCCAGCCUCCAGGAAGUGAAGUGAAGUCCACAUUUAUAACCGAAUACCAACCUUCGAUCAGAGAGGUAGAAAAAACAUCUGCUCACCCCACUGCACUAACAGCUGAAGCUGAAGGGUCACCUUUGUAUAAAGAAGAUGCAACAGUAGCUGCCAUUGCAGAUGCAGACUCCCAGAGCACUCUGACUACAUCUUUAGUCAGAGAAAUAAAAAGGCCUACACAACAAGCCAAACCUGAUCAUUCACACGUAGAAAGAAACGGAAUAAUAGCAACUUAUGAACCCAUUACAGUAGGAUCACAGACAACUAAAAAUGAUUAUUUAGGGCACGAGCAAUCAUCUACUGUAAUUGAUCUUAUAACUACUCCAGAAAUCACAUUAUCAUCUGCUGUUACAGAUUUUGACACAGAAGAGUCAAUUGAAUCUACAUCAUCUGUAGCUCAGACCUCUGGAGCAGGUACCUCAGAGAAAUUAAAGGACUUGCCUAUUACUGAACAACCUGAGAUUUCUGUUGCGGCCUCUACACCUUUAACACUGUUAUUUAGUAAGACCCCUGUGGUCACUAUAAUGCAGUCAGGUGUUUCCGAGGAAUCUAGUGGCAUGAGCCCAGAAACAUAUUUUGAGCUAAGGUCAACAGAAGAGGUUCCCACUGAGUCUACUAUUCUGAAAUCCUCAGUAAUAUCAUUUACGGUUGGCAGGCCAGAAUUUGCCGGAGAAACUAGUGUCCCUCUCCAGGUACAUAACACAACCAAUAUCAUUUCAACUGAGACAAGUGAGGACCUAGUGAAAGAGGUUGUCAGCAGCAAAGAGACUGCACCUACAUCAGCCUCAGAGAAGAUUGUGAUUGUAGACACAGUCAAAUAUAUGAAUCUACCAGUCACAGAUGAAGAAGGAAGUACUGGCUCUGAAAUUGACUCGGUCACACAUACAACAGUCUCCAUUCUGCAGAAGGAGGUAACAACCACUCAGACUCUGGAAGACUACAAAUCAACAGCAAGCCCUGAAACUGAUUUUGACCAGACCAUGACUCCACUGGAUAAAGUAGAAACUGAAAUCUUUGUUGAGGGACAACCACCCACUCAACCAUCCCCUGAUGAUGAGAAUGGCUCUGGAACAUUUUUCCCUUCUUAUGUAACUUCACCAAAACAUGUUGAAUUAAUUACCACCAGAGCAACCCACUUAUCUUUCACUCCAACGGUAGAUAUUGAACUUACUUCUGAUACCACAGAUGUGCAAGACACAACUAAAAAAUUUACUUCUGUGUUUGAGCCUACAGAAUCUGCAAAACAUUAUGUAUCUACAGAAACUAUCACCAUUUUGCCAGAGCCUUCUAAAUUGCCACUAGGUGGAGCUGCUCUUUUUCCAGGCGAAAAACAGACUAGUGAGGAACAAGAUGCAGCAGAAGGUUCUGCUAUGUCAACUCCAGAACAUAUUCAGACACUUCCAGAAAGCACGACUCUGUCAUUUCUGCCUAUAGAAGUUGGAUCACCUACAAAGGAAGAAAGUUCCAUAAUACAUGAAACAAGCACUGCAUCUCCCACAGAUAUCACAACACCACAAUCAGUCAUAUCUACAAAAGGUUACUAUAUUACGCAUACUCCUGAUCUUCACGAGGAAGCCACUGUUCCAAAACAUGAAGAAGUAAAACCUUCUGAUAAAGAAACACAGACAAUUAUGUCAGAAACUAGUAGCUCUCUGCAGGAAAUGGACUCUCCAACAACAGGGCAAAUCAUUGAGCUAGAUAAUAUUUCUGAACCUACAAAAGACACUGUUUCAUCAGUUCAACAUGUAGGACAAACAGUAAUAGUUUUCAAACAGACUGAAGGGUCUGCAGAUGCUGAAGAAGUGUCAACCACUCAAUCAACUGUGUUCUUAAUGUCAGCUGUAACGACUGUACCAGACAGUAGCACAUAUUCCAAAGUAGAAACUACCACUGAAACGCCACCAAUCCUCACUGAAAGUGACGCAGCUGAUGACACAACAAAAGACAUGGUCAUAAUUGAAGAGUCACAGUCCAAACUUCCAGAAUCUCCAAAAGAGGAAGGUGUAGGCCCGGACACUGUACCUGACAUUGACUCUGAAUACUUCACAACAGCCACUAGACCUUACACUGGUGAGAAGCCAACGCCGCCUGCUCAGGCUAUGGAUUCUACAGCAAGCCCUGAGCUCCAGGGAACCCCUGCAAAUGAAACACAUCCACAGUUCGAUGGCAUUAAUGUCAUUAUUGUCGAAAUUCUUGGGAAAAAUGCCUCAGUUGAUCCUCUUUUAAACUUGCUUGAAGGACCCAGUGGUAUUGCAUAUCCAAGAUCUUCAGAGUCUGAGUCCCCUCCUCAGAUUCCUGAACUCAUGGUCCCAUCAGUACCCAAUGAGCCCAUCCCCAGUUCUGUCGAAGGUGAUCCUAUCUUACCCUGGAGUGGGGAGACAGAUGGCUCUUCUUCUGCUGUGACGAGCACUCCAGUACUGAGCUUCAUCAAUGGAAAACAUCUGGUGACACUUGAGACAGAGCACCAGGCUGCUGAGGAAGCGAGAGGUGACCAAUUUGUGAGCGUGUCCCCCGCAGAAAGUGACAUGUCACACUUGGGAACUGAAAACUGUGUGCUAGAGACAUCAACUGUGCCUGAUUACAGUUUACCGGAAAUGUAUGAAGGCACAACAGCUCAGGAUGCACAGACAACUGAUGGGGAUUAUACAAUGGAAGAUGGCACAGUAACAGAGAAACCCCUUUCCACCACAGCCUUUGCAACAACAGAGUCCCCAUUAUCCAGCAUUGAAACUAAAGACACUAGUUUGCUUGAGGCCUCCGUCCCUUUAAUGCCUUCUGAGACAGAUGAAUUGUCAGGGGAGGGUUCUUCUGGAAUGGAUGUCACUUGGUCUUCCACAGAAACCACAGAGACAUCCACUCUUACAGGAACGCAGGGUCACCAAAGUGUUCCCUUUCAGACAUUUACUGUUCCUAUUCUAACAGCAACAGCAGGUCCAGAGAAUAAAACAGAAACUGCAAAAGAUGAGAGUUCUGUGUCAUUAGUGGCUGCAGGAGAAACAAUCUCUGGAGAGGAUUCCUACUUUGAAAUAUUUACCUUGACAACCAUUUCCCAUGACAGAUUCUCAGACAAAGAUACCACAAGUUUGUCCAAAACAGAAGACAUGCACGCAGAGGAGGACAGGUCUGAAGCCACUAGUUUUGUUGCACAGACGCACACUCAGCUUCCAACUACAAGUAGUGUAUUCCCUAAACAUGAAGAAAAACAAGAAAGCACUGCAUCACCUGCAGAUAGCAGAGAAGAGCAAGCCAUUAUAGCUGAUGGUGAUACCACACUUUCACCUGUUUCAGUUUCAAUCAAUGUUAGCAAGAUCUUGAGCUCCACUUCAAUGGAGAUCUCUGGAGAAAUUCAUUCUAAAGGCCCAUUGACACCAUUAGACACAGUAGAAUUUGAAGGCUCUGGACAGAAAGCGUCUUCUGCUGAAAUUCUCAGAAGCCCCAGUUUGUCUCCUUCUCUUACCACAACGACUGAUGUUUCCACUGCUCAACCCUCAAGACAGGAAGCCACUACUCCUUCAAAAGAUGAGUUUAUAAUCCCAGAGAGAGAUUUUUCCGGUGAUGGUGAACAUGUGGAGCUAACUAGUAAAGCUCUUACUAUUGCCUCAGGUGAUGAAAGUCCUGAGACCCCCACUAAGCUGAGCUUCCUAACUGACUCUCCACUGCCAGAUACAACAGUAACACAAAGGGAAAGGGAACAAACUGAAACAUCGCAGAGAGAGGAAACAGAUCUAGAGAGUGUUGGGUCUGGUGAAGAGCCAGCAAAAAUGGAAUCCGUUACAUUGUUGAGUACUGUUCUUCCCACACCAACAGUCUCUAGUACAUUUUACACAGAUGAGGAAUUUUUUCCCCCUGAAUCGGAAACCAGCAGCACCGCUCCUCCAGCUGAGACCCAUGUUUCUGUGAUGGUAGAUGAACAUACUGUAGGUGAGGUUCUGGCCUCUGCUUCUGAUGACACAAAGAGCACUGCUCCCUCCUCAUUUUCUUCUGUGGUGUAUCAGCAGUUUGAUGAGCACGGAGUGUUACAUUCAAGCCCAACAAGUGGACAGGUGGAAUCCAGCACUAAGGAAUUCGUUGCUACCACAAAACCUUAUGAGAAAAAACAAACUACUUCAUCAGUCAUUAUUUUCACGGAAGAGGAACUAAAUGAAGAUGAGAUUUUCUCCACAGUGACAAGUGGUGUAACACAUGACAAUGCAAAAGUUCACGAUUUCUCAACUGAAGAGUCUAUCAUUGAUGUGGACAUUAAAAUUGAGAAGCCAGUGGUUGAAUCUUCCCCUCCUUAUUCACCUUUUAUUUUAACUGCGGAAGCAGGAGGAGUAACGCCAGUGACUAUUACUCCACAGACCUCACAGACACGGGAAGAUUUUGAAGGCUCUACUGAUGGGAUUUUCACUUCUAAGACCCCUGUCUCUGAAACAAGGCUAUGGGAUUUUGAAGCUAUUAGUUCUGAAACAACAGUAACUCCCAUACCUCAGUCUGAACAGACAACAUAUGAGGAUGAAGAGGCAACAGUAAAGGAGCACACACUGAAAGAUGAGACAGUGCCUGAUACAUUUACAGCUGAAGGAGAAGAUGUAGAACUAAGCACUCUUUUACCAUCCACACCUUCUGAUGCAUAUUCUGUAAAGGACUCAGAUGUUGUUGUCACUGAAUCUUUCCAGGGAACAACUUUACUUCCUGAUGUAGCACACCAUCCCUCUACAGAAGAUCUUGCUGUUUCAAUAUCACAUGAGGCAGAUACCAGCCUUCAUGAAAAAGAAAUUACUCCAUCCCCAACGUCUUCAUUGUCUGAUAAGGAAGAGUCUACACCGUCAGAAACCAUUUCAGGUGUCCAUCCAAUACUUGAUUCAUCUGAAGACCCUGAACUAGUUAUUCAUCUAAGAACCACCAUCUUCCCGGAGUCUGGGAUUAGUCCAUCUAAAAGCUCCUUUGAGGAACUUAAUUCUGAAGAAAGUUCAUCCCAGAAGCCACCUACAGAUUGGAUACUUGAAGAAAAUAUAAAAAGUAGAGAAAAAUCAACUGUAGAACCACCUAUACCACAGGAAAGCACAGAUUCCAUUGUGUCUGCCACCUCUAGAGAUUUCCAUAUCUUUGCAGAGUCACCCUCGGUAUCAUCCGUUGUGCAGGAACCUGGAGUGCCCGCAUUGGGUGACAAGGAACAAGAGCAUACAGGACCUGAAACUGCAGGAUCUGAAACCACUCCUAAAGAAGAUGACAGAGAAGAUUCAUCUGCAUCCCCCACUGCCAAGAUUAAAGAAUUAGAGGGAGCAGUCACCUAUUUCACAGAUUUGGAGCCCACAAAUACUCAAACGCCCUCUCUGAUGCACAGCAUAGACUUGCCUUCUACAGUUGCAUCUCCAGGUAUCGAACCUUCAGGGUCCAGCACACAAUCUGAACCUGACCCAGAGAGUCACCACACGCAAGACAGAGAAGCAGAAACCUCAGUUUCACCGCCCGGCUGGCCAGGUGAAACAACUCAAUAUCCACUUACAAAAGACUAUGAAGACAUUACCCACAGAGAGACUGUUGUAGAAGGCAUGCCACCACUUCUUGAAGAUAAUAGCACUGACCCAGAGAUACCAUCGUCAGGGGAGAUGGUUCAUAUGCCAGGUCACGACUCUUGUGAAGACCAUUUGUGCCGUAAUGGAGGUUCUUGUUACCCAAGAGGCCAAUCAUACAUCUGCACAUGUCCACCAGGUUACAGUGGAGAGCACUGUGAAAUAGAUAUUGAUGAAUGUCAUUCCAACCCCUGUCGAAAUGGAGGCACCUGCAUUGAUAGCCUGAACUCUUUCACUUGUGUUUGCCUGCCAAGCUAUGCAGGGGCUCUCUGUGAACAAGAUACAGAGACAUGCGACUAUGGCUGGCACAAGUUUCAGGGGCACUGCUACAAGUACUUUGCCCAUCGUCGCACCUGGGAUGCUGCAGAGAGAGAAUGUCGUCUGCAGGGUGCUCACUUGACCAGCAUUCUCUCGCACGAAGAGCAGCUGUUUGUGAACCGCCUGGGACAUGACUACCAAUGGAUUGGCUUGAAUGAUAAGAUGUUUGAGCAGGACUUCCGCUGGACUGAUGGCAGGCCUCUGCAAUAUGAGAACUGGAGGCCAAACCAGCCAGAUAGCUUCUUCUCAUCCGGAGAGGACUGCGUUGUGAUGAUCUGGCAUGAGAACGGCCAGUGGAACGAUGUGCCAUGCAACUAUCACCUCACUUACACCUGCAAGAAAGGAACAGUUGCCUGUGGUCAGCCUCCAGUUGUGCAAAAUGCCCGGGCCUUCGGAACAAUGCGGCCUCGCUAUGAAAUCAACUCCCUGGUGAGAUACCACUGCAAAGAAGGCUUCAUUCAGCGACACGUUCCAACUAUCAAGUGCAGAGGCGAUGGAAGAUGGGAUGAACCCAAAAUAUCCUGCCUGAGCCCAUCUACAUACCAGAGGGCGUACGUCAACAUGUACUAUAACAACGCCAGGUGGAAUUCCAAUGGCUCCCAGCGACACCGUCAUCGCUGGGCAGUGAGACAAGACAAGGCCAGGCGCUGAUCCCUAUAAUUGUUCCUGUCCUACAAAGUGACAACAUCUCAAAGCACAGCCAGCCAAAGCCCUUAAGAACAGUGCCUUUAAUAGUGUAUACCAGGAGAGCUGCAUUAUCACCCUUAUACGACCACAUCAAGAAACAAGUGCCUGGUAAAUAUCCAACAUGUUUUAGUGUUUCUUUUUCUAAAUCACAGACACUGAUUUUAUCACAGAAAAAAAAACACAGACACACACAAUCAGAUGGUCUCUGACAAACCUGUCCCCAGCCAAUUUGGUCCACUAACAAGGUCCACUAUGCUGGACCAUAUGCUCACUAUGCUGAAAAAAACAUGUGCAUUCUUUUUUGAACACUCGCUAGUUUUCUAUCUUGUAUUCUGCUUAAGUUGGUAAAGAUGUUUCCAGCCUCAGACUCCACAUCUGUGCUAGCUUGCAAAAAUGACAUAGCACAUACCAAUACUGUAUCACUUACAGUCUUCCAUGUGUUGAAUGGAAAAAGAAUAACUGUAAAUAGGUGACAGUUUAGUGCUUAAAUAAUGUAAAUAAAUAAUCAGAUUUAAGCAGAUGUUUAUUAGACUUUCUCAUUAAAAUGGUCUAAUAGCCAUUGUAUAUGCUGCUCCUUGUGUAGGCUGGAAAUUGACAACAUUUAUUGGACAGAAUAUUAUCUGAGGAGUAAGACAGUGAAUUUACUAAACUUAUUUCAAGCAUUUGAUGACUGGCAUUCAGUACCUUUAUUGAAUGUGAGGUAUGAAAGCAUGCUUAAAAGGAGAAUAGGUGUCAGAUAGCUUACGGUUGAGGGCUGAGCUGUUUCCUUGUGAAAUCGAUCAAACAUUUAAUAGCACUCCAUGCAUAAACAGUUAAAGCACAAAACAUGGGAAAGAUGGGAUUAGGACAGAACUGAAGACUGCAACAUGGAGCUACCCCUGUGUUUAAUGGGGUCAAAAGAUCAACCAUCGGCGUUCAGAGCCUGGAAGGACGUUUGGCACGGAAGAUGGUUUUCUCCACAGGACGUCAGUGCUAAUACACUCUGAGAUGGCAGCUUCGAAUGGCUUGCCAGCACAUACUAAAAUGCCAUUAGAGAACUGCAUUUCGAAUGAUACUUUUAUUGUAAAAAAUAAAUUAAUUCUCUUUGUAUAUAUAACCAGUUUAAUCGUUUUUAUAUAUUAAAAAGUUCAAUCUUUUUGAAUGUGUGUCUAAGUGCUGCAGCUAGACAGCUUUCCUGAGUAAAAAUGAAGAACAGCCAUACAGAUUUAAUUUAUUGGGUAUUUCCUAUUCAUAUAUGUAAGGGAAACUGAUUUUUUAUUUUAAAUGGAGAAAAUAUAUCUUACUAAUGUCCACUAUUAGCCACUGAAUUCCUUGGGAUGUUUACAGACAACUUUAGUAUUUUUUAUAGUGAUGAUUUUUUUUCUCUUUUCACUUAACUGUGGCAAUGAAUUAUGAUUCUUGAUAUAAACUGUGUUCUUUUGCUUAUACUUUAGUGAUUUAUAAAUAACUUAAAACUACUAUUAAAGAAUGUACUUUGUGAAACACUCCAAAAGACUUGAAUGAUUGCCUUUUAUUAGAGAUGCAAUUAAUUUAUUUCAGCUCUAGUUUUUCAUAUGUCCAUGUACUCUGUGAUGCCAUCGCAUUGCAACACUGCAGGGCCUCUUUGGCAAAUUCACCUCUAUUUGGUAUGGACACAACAGAGGAGAGAGAUAGAAAGUGUUGGUUAAUGCGAUUAAGUAGUUAGUGUUAGAUUUGCUCGUAAACACAUAUAUGAGGCAUUCAGUGGGCGGUAAUGGAUCAGCAUGUAUAGUGUCUAUUAAUUAAACCUGCUAUGGCUCGACAUUUAUGUUUUAUACAGAACUCUGCUGCACAUAAUAGUUGUCAACCAUUUGUCUAGUAUCAAAUGGCAAAUGUGUCCUUUUUAAGCCUGUCUGUUUCUAUUUUUUGUGUUUUUUACCAUUAAAAUGCACAUAAUACCUUU
Molecule: messenger RNA, 11209 nt
Organism: Lepisosteus oculatus (spotted gar)
Lineage: Eukaryota; Metazoa; Chordata; Actinopteri; Semionotiformes; Lepisosteidae
Gene: vcanb
Product: versican b
Biological process (GO): cell adhesion; glial cell differentiation; central nervous system development
Cellular component (GO): perineuronal net; synapse
Molecular function (GO): hyaluronic acid binding; calcium ion binding
Source: RefSeq, a predicted model, not a curated record